Molecule: messenger RNA, 2588 nt
Organism: Gastrolobium bilobum
Lineage: Eukaryota; Viridiplantae; Streptophyta; Magnoliopsida; Fabales; Fabaceae
Product: cryptochrome-1-like
Exons: 5
Coding region: 1-2040 (679 amino acids)
Biological process (GO): entrainment of circadian clock by photoperiod; circadian regulation of gene expression; blue light signaling pathway
Cellular component (GO): nucleus; cytoplasm
Molecular function (GO): DNA binding; blue light photoreceptor activity; FAD binding
Source: RefSeq, a predicted model, not a curated record
AUGUCAGGUGGUGGAUGCAGCAUAGUGUGGUUUAGAAGAGAUCUGAGGGUAGAGGAUAACCCAGCACUUGCAGCAGGAGUAAGAGCAGGAGUUGUGGUUGCUGUUUUCAUAUGGGCUCCUGAAGAAGAAGGUCAAUACUAUCCUGGCAGGGUCUCAAGGUGGUGGCUUAAACACAGUUUGGCUCACCUUGAUUCCUCUUUGAGAAGUCUUGGCACUCCUCUUAUCACCAAGCGAUCCACUGAUAGUGUUUCUUCUUUACUUGAGGUUGUCAAGUCCACUGGAGCUACUCAACUCUUUUUCAACCAUUUAUAUGAUCCUUUGUCACUUAUCAGGGAUCACCGAGCAAAGGAGGUUCUGACUGCUCAAGGCAUUACCGUACGUUCCUUCAACUCUGAUUUAUUGUAUGAACCAUGGGAUGUUAAUGAUGCCCAUGGCCAACCAUUCACAACUUUUGCUGCUUUUUGGGAAAGAUGCCUUAGCAUGCCUUAUGACCCACAAGCACCUCUUCUUCCACCUAAAAGGAUUAUUCCAGGUGAUGUGUCAAGGUGCCCUUGUGAUACAUUGGUUUUUGAAGAUGAAUCAGAGAAGGCAAGCAAUGCACUUCUUGCUAGAGCAUGGUCACCUGGGUGGAGCAAUGCUGACAAAGCUUUGACCACGUUUAUAAAUGGUCCACUGAUUGAGUACUCAAAAAAUCGCAGGAAGGCUGACAGUGCCACAACCUCAUUGCUCUCCCCACAUUUGCAUUUUGGUGAGGUUAGUGUCAAAAAAGUAUUCCAUCUUGUUCGCAUUAAGCAAGUCUUUUGGGCUAACGAAGGAAACAAGGCUGGUGAAGAGAGUGUGAACUUGUUUCUCAAGUCUAUUGGUCUUAGAGAGUAUUCAAGGUACAUUAGUUUCAACCACCCCAAUAGUCAUGAAAGGCCUCUUCUGGGACACCUUAAGUUUUUCCCUUGGGUAGUAAAUGAAGGCUAUUUUAAGGCGUGGAGACAAGGCAGAACAGGCUACCCAUUGGUGGAUGCUGGAAUGAGAGAGUUGUGGGCUACUGGUUGGCUGCAUGAUCGGAUACGUGUUGUGGUUUCCAGUUUCUUUGUGAAGGUUCUGCAGCUUCCUUGGAGAUGGGGAAUGAAAUAUUUCUGGGAUACCCUUUUGGAUGCAGAUCUUGAGAGUGAUGCUCUUGGUUGGCAGUACAUAUCUGGCACUCUACCUGAUGGUCGUGAAUUUGACAGAAUAGAUAAUCCACAGUUUGAGGGAUACAAGUUUGAUCCAAAUGGAGAAUAUGUACGACGCUGGCUUCCUGAACUUGCAAGAUUACCAACUGAAUGGAUACAUCAUCCAUGGAAUGCACCAGAAUCUGUACUCCAAGCUGCUGGAAUUGAACUUGGGUCUAAUUACCCUCUUCCAAUUGUGGGAAUAGAUGCAGCAGAAGCAAGAUUGCAAGAAGCACUUUUACAAAUGUGGCAGCUGGAAGCAGCUUCAAGAGCUGCAAUGGAAAAUGGAACUGAGGAAGGGCUUGGAGACUCCUCUGAAUCAACACCUAUUGCUUUUCCUCAAGACACACAAAUGGAGGAAAUACACGAACCUGUUAGGAACAAUCCCCCUCAUGGGACUCGGCGCUAUGAGGAUCAAAUGGUCCCAAGUAUCACUUCUUCCCAAGUGAGAGUGGAAGAGGAAGAAACUUCAGAACUUCGAAACUCAGCAGAGAAUAGCAGAGCUGAAGUGCCAAUAAAUGCAAACCCACAACAAAAUGCAAGAGAGACAGUGAACCAAGGACUGUUGCAGACCGUAAAUAGAAACACACGACUACAGAAUAAUACUACAAUGUGGCUGAGAAAUGCAGCUGAAGAUUCCACAGCAGAAUCUUCAAGUAGUAGUAGGAGAGAAAGGGAUGGAGGAUUAGUUCCAGUAUGGUCUCCCCCAGCUUCUAACUUCUCAGAGCAAUUUGUAGAUGAUGAAAAUGGUAUAGGACCCAGUUCAUCUUACUUGCAGAGGCAUCCUCAGUCUCACCAACUGAUAAAUUGGACCCGGUUACCUCAGACUGGGUAAUUCACAUCUAAAACAAGCAGAGGUGGAAAAUGCACUCUCACCUCUUCUUAUGGGAAAGUGGGAUGCCGAACCUCGCAAUGGACAUAUAUGUGUUCAGUUCUUACUCCUUAAAUUAGUCUUGACAUAUUAUUAACAGCUGACCUCCAAUGUGCAUGAAAAUAUCAAUCCACUCGGGCAGUUUCAUUUGCAGUUCCUUUUGCUUUCUUGUACAAUGUGUAGUGAAGGCAUGCUGUAUAGUAUAAUUUGUUCAGUGAUGGAGAAAGAGCCAAUAUUGGAUCUUUGAUCCUCUAAUAAACUCAAAAAGGUUUGUGCUUAUCAUUUAAGGCAGAUAUGUUACUUUUGUAAUCCCUAUUUUAUUUACAUUUUCUGUCCUGUACAUCUCUGUUGACGACUGUAAAGUGCACUCUUCUUGGUAAAUAUGCCAUACUAAACGACAGUGCCGGAACACCUUUUUUUUUUUUUUUUUUUCUCCCCUUUUUUUAUUCAUAUUCCCCUAAAAUUUUCUAUGGUUGAGUGAAGAGGUGCAUUUUUAUCCAUUGGAUCUUCUU